Molecule: messenger RNA, 1229 nt
Organism: Jatropha curcas
Lineage: Eukaryota; Viridiplantae; Streptophyta; Magnoliopsida; Malpighiales; Euphorbiaceae
Product: mRNA splicing factor, thioredoxin-like U5 snRNP
Biological process (GO): mRNA splicing, via spliceosome
Cellular component (GO): U4/U6 x U5 tri-snRNP complex; spliceosomal complex; U5 snRNP
Source: RefSeq, a predicted model, not a curated record
UAAAAAAUUAAUUUUUUAAAAAUAAAUCUUUGAAAUAAAUUAUUUUAUUCAAAUUUUUAAAAAUUAGUAUAGCUUGUCGGGAUUAGCUUUUUGUUGAUGAUUCUAUUAUUCAUGUUUUGAAUUUUUUUUAUUACCACUGGUUGAUUUAUAUUUAUAAUAUUUAUAUUAUAUUGAAGCUUUUUAAUUUUAUAAAAAUAAUUAAUAAUGAUAUUUCUAUUAUAUUAUUUUUUAAAAAAAUUUAAUUAGUGUUUUUGUUUAUAUAAAAUAAAAAAUAAUAUCUUCAUCUUAAGCUUGUGUAUGUGUUACUCCCAAGUGAUAGAUGGGAUAGCAGAGUAUAAGAAUUAAAAUAUAAAUACACAAUAUAUUAGAAAAAUAUAAUCAUUUUACUAAAUACGGACAUCCAUCGACCAUCAUAAUCAAACGCGCCUUCAGUCCUUAAUCGAAUAUGGUCAGACUGGAAUUUAAAAAAAAAAAAAAAAAGAAAAAAGAAACUGCUAGACUAUUUUUUCUUGAUUCUGAUAUAUUUCAAAUUUGAUUCAAGAAAUAUUAUUUAAUCUCUCAUAGAAGGCGAGAUCCUGUGAGGGAAUUCAAUUGCGAUCCACGGAGAGAGGAUGAGCUACUUAUUAACGACGCUGACGAAGAAGAAGGAAGUAGACUCCAUUAUCAGAGACACCAUCGACAAGGUCCUUGUCCUCCGCUUUGGCCGAGCCUCUGACGCCGUCUGCCUUCACCUCGAUGACUUGCUGUCUAAAUCUUCACGCGAGGUUUCGAAAUUCGCAACUGUGGCAUUAGUAGACAUAGAUUCAGAGGAUGUUCAAGUUUAUGUCAAGUAUUUCGACAUUGUUUUGAUACCUUCUACUGUGUUUUUCUUCAAUGCCCAUCAUAUGAAAAUGGAUUCUGGGACUGCUGAUCACACUAAAUGGAUUGGGGCCUUCCACACCAAACAGGACUUCAUUGAUGUAGUGGAGGCCAUAUUUAGAGGGGCCAUGAAAGGCAAAUUGAUUGUGAAUUGCCCUCUGCCCCCUGAGCGGAUACCAAAAUAUCAAUUGUUAUUUAAGGACUUGUAAAGGCAGCCUGCUUAGAUCUUAUGUAAUUUCCAGGCAUUAUGAUUUUCUGAUAUCAUUUUAUGAAUGUAUACUAGUUACAGUUUAUAAAAUUUUGUCCUCUCCACUUGUAGAAUACUGCAUUCGUUAAUAUAAAUAAAUGGAUUUCAAAAUUCUCUUUAUCAA